AUGCGAUUGCCAGCGCUAGUUGCUGAUAAUAUUGCUUCUACCAUGCCAGAGCUUUACCGCAUCGCUCCACCGGCUGAGAGCCCACUCCGCAAUUUACGACUGGAAGACAUUACCAGAACUGUGCUGAUGGUUCUGCAAGAGAAGGCCAGACAGGUCACCUCUAUUGAAGAACGAUGUGUGUUGUUUCAAGCCUAUAAGAUUCUGACUGGAGGUGGUUCUGAUCACACAUGUAGUGUUGAGACAGAAAAUGAUUAUUGCAAUGCAAGUCAACCCCACUGUGAUGCAAACACCCAUGAGGAAAUUUCAGAUAUGUCUAUUGCAGUCAGUACAUCAGAUCACGAAGAAUCACAGAUGGAUAAUAGUUGCCAGACUGAUGAAGUCAUUGUUUUAAGUGAUGCUGCUGUACAAACUAUGAUUACAUCUAUAUCCACUGCCACUUCCACUGCUGAUCUUAAAAAGAUGAUCAGUAGUGAGUCUCAGACAUUAUUGAAAUCCACAAGGUGCAUUGGAACUAAUACAGAUGAAGAAAUAGAAGAGUUGACCACUCUGAGUUGUGACCUCCCUGAGUCAACUCCAGGAUUUAGUGCAAAACCAGAAAAGCCCCCUGGACCUCCUGUUACCAUGAAGCAUGAGGUUUUUUCUCUUGUGACAGACUCAAAUUCCCCAAAAAAAGAGUCUCUGCAUGAGGGGAAGGUGUUGAAUUUAGCCAUAAAGGUUGAAGAGCACUUUCAACUUAGCACAGAUCCUAGAAAAUCAAAGCCAGUGUUGGAGAGGAAGGUGGGAUCUCAAGAGCCAGAGAGCCAUAAUUGA
This is a messenger RNA of Darwinula stevensoni, 810 nucleotides long. Lineage: Eukaryota; Metazoa; Arthropoda; Ostracoda; Podocopida; Darwinulidae. The record is from the annotation of a GenBank genome assembly.